AUCUCACUUUAUUACUCUCUUUCUAGACUCUCUCUCUCUCUCUCUCUCUCUCUUGUUUUUGAGCUUUUGCAGGAUGGUAGUCUAACCCAUGAUUGUGGGUAUGGUGUUGUAGGAAGUAGGAUUAUAAAAUCAUGGUUAGUUCAUGGAUUAGGAGUAGAGAGAGAAAGACUUGGAUCUCGUUUUGUUGGAGUAGCUCAAUCUGAGGUAGAGAGAGAGAACCCUGAGUUGGGUCACUUUUCCAGUUGUGGCUGCAUCUUGGGUAGUUUUUGGAUUUGUAGUGGAAGGCAAGGUUUGUGGCUUUCUUCUGGUCUUGCAUGAAUUGGUAUUCCUUUUUGAGUCGAGAUUAGAGAAGAAGAUAGUAUUCUUUCGUCUAGGUUUAUAGGGUUCAUUGUUUCAGAGAGAGAGAGAGAUUGAAAUUUGAAACUUUAUUUUGAUGGGUUUCCUCUGUAAAUUUGAUGAAAUGUGAAUAAUUGUUCAGAAUUUGAAACCCAAAUGCACAAUUCUUUGAUGGGUUUUCUUUGAGGCUCUUCUUGCUGGUUUCGACUGUAGAACAUGGCGGCCAUGGCUUGCCCUUUACAAGAGAAGCCAGUUCCUUCUCUUAGCUAUGGUGGUCCUCUAGAAAUUGGAGCCCAUGAAGAGCUUGAUUCCCAAUAUCAAAGCUCGAACUUCCUCCAAACGUUACCAGAUGAUGUGCUCGCGGUGAUAUCAAAAUUUCUUUGCCCUAGAGAUGUCUGUAAUCUUAGCUUGUGUUGCAAAAGCCUCACUGGUUUCGCCGUUUCUGAUAAGGUCUGGUUCUCUCAGUGCGAGAGAUUGGGUGCUCUUAAAGCUGAGGAUUUGAUCCUAUGGAGAAAAUCCAUGGCUUCUUAUAAAGCCCUUUGUCGCUUUCUCCUUAGUGUUAGGCCUCUGAUUGGAAUGUGGGUUCAUCAGAACCCAGAGCUUGGGAAUGUGGUGUAUGUCAUGUGGGGCUUUCUCUCUCUAGUCGCUUGUCGCGUAAUUUCUCAAGAACUCGGUCCUCAAGGCUUCAAUAGCCCUCUACUUUGGGCCCCUGUGUUUGAAAUCAUUAGUGAAUCAGAUGGUUCACUGGUUUUCUAUCUUCAUGGUAGAGAGAUAGAUCAGGACUACUUUUAUCCUGGUUCUUUGAAGCCCAUAAACAAAGAUUGUAAUGUUCUUUUACUUGAAGUGGAGCCUAGGAGAGGCGAAAUUCAGGCUUUUGAUCGAAUAACGAAAGGGAAGCUACUGCAGACUAAGAGCUCACUUAACUCAAAUUCCAAUCUUUCGAGAUCGGUUUCUAGAUCAGAGUCCAAAGUUUCGAUAUCACAGAGAGUGGAGGUACAAGAGGCUACUGAGUCAGUUCCCUUUGGUCGAUUAGCAUUUCGAGAGAGGCGUAAAUUGCUUGAGCUUGUCGCAAGUCAAGUGCGAAUGAGAAUUUCUUCUUUUGUUAAUGGACCGUUAUUUCCUGGAUCAAAAGAGUCUUUUAGUAAUGAAGAGGACCCUGAAGCGAGUUUUCAAAGGGAAAUUCUGCAGCUUACUGAACGGAGGUCAAUACUUGUCGAUAUGUAUAAGCUUGGGGAUUCUAGUGACAGAACACCCACCUCAGGGACACAACUUGAUGGCAUCCAAAUGGAUGUUGCCGCUAAGGCACUGUGCCAUACCAUGGAUUCUAAAGAGAUAAAGUUUUCUAGAGAUAGAUUAGGCCUUGAUGUAGGCAGAAGCAUGAUGAACCUCUCCGAAAUGAGCUCUCAUGUCUUGUCUUCAAACAAUUUGCAGAAAACCAAAAAGAGAAGCCUAAAGGCAUAUUUCAAAGAUGGCCUUAAACAGAUAAUUGGAAAGGGAGCUGGGAUGGCUGGAACCUCAGGUCUAAGAUGUAGGGGGAGCUCAAGCAGUGACAACAAGCACACCCAACUUCACAAGUUUCUCUCACUAGGAACUACAAUUGGGCUGUGCUUGCAUGCUUCGACAUUGAAGCUAUCUACUUAUCGAGCAUGGCCUAUUAUGCAUGAUAAUCGAUUUGCUCUCUACAAGCUUCCUGAACCAGUACCUUGUGUGGAUCAGGAGUUUGCAGGCCUUUGGGGUGGGACCUUUGGUUGGCCACCAGGGAUUUUGGCUCAGGAUAAACCAGGAAAAGCCUUGUUUUUCCUCCUGAUUUCUUAUGAGGAGGCAGAAGAGGGGAGACUUCUUAUUGCUACAAAGAUAUUGGAAGGGACCCAUUAUGUGCUUCAUCCUAAUGGGUCUCCAAUGUUUAUAGUGAAGGCUAAUGAGCCUUCUUUCGAUCCAUUUCCAUGGCAAACUUAUGGGGAUUCCCUCUCAGUGGAGAUAGUUCAGGCUUACAGUGGAGAGGGAAUUGCCAAUGGCUAUGGGUUUAGGUACCCUGGGUCCAAGCCAGGCACUUUGUUUGUGACUCAAAAUGGGCUCCUUGCAUUUGUAUGGAAGGAAUCAAAUGCUGUACUAACAUUGCAGAGAUUGGACUUGCAAUCGCUGCUUAGGAAGGGCGAGAGAGUGCCUGCUCUUCCCCCCAUUGCCAACUUUGCUUAUCUCACCAAGUCUUACUCGAAUGUGUUUGCCCCUGGUGGCUCAAAUAAUCUGGUGCCUCUACAAAGGUCAUAGCGGACGAUCGCAGGGUCCAACUUUGGCUCAUUAAGUUUCAAUUUGGUUGCAUCCAUACUCAAAACUCAUUAUGGAUAUGCAGACGAUUGUGCCAUACCGUGGAAAUUCGUUAACAUGCAUGGAAAUAAAUGUUCCUAAUGAGAGAAAAGGUGACCAGCCACUAUUAGAAUGCUUUCCGUUAGAAGUAACUUCUGUAUUUCUUGAGUUUGUCAACCCAUAUUUCAUCAACAUGUGAUCCCGUCUCUUUAUAAAUUCAUGUGGCUAGUACCAUCAUUUGUAACUUAUCUCAUGAAUAGAACAAUUCUUAAUUCUAUUGAGUGAAUGAAAAAUUGGCAUGUGGUCUCUGCAUUUGGCUCAAACA
Messenger RNA from Amborella trichopoda, 2965 nucleotides. Its product is annotated as F-box protein At5g39450. NCBI's taxonomy places the organism in Eukaryota, Viridiplantae, Streptophyta, Magnoliopsida, Amborellales, Amborellaceae. The record is from RefSeq and is a predicted model, not a curated record. Gene Ontology annotation, molecular function: protein binding.